Molecule: messenger RNA, 2149 nt
Organism: Rhopalosiphum padi (bird cherry-oat aphid)
Lineage: Eukaryota; Metazoa; Arthropoda; Insecta; Hemiptera; Aphididae
Product: ras-related and estrogen-regulated growth inhibitor
Exons: 6
Coding region: 1145-1978 (277 amino acids)
Molecular function (GO): GTP binding; GTPase activity
Source: RefSeq, a predicted model, not a curated record
UUAUAUAAUAUAGGUAUAUAGGUAUAUAUCGUAUAUUAUAACCCGACCCCACGCUUGCGGUAAACACAACAUAUUUACACACACACUCCACUACGCUGACAUUAUUCCGACAUUUUCACCGAUGUGUCGCGUACGUAUUAUAAUAUAUAAAAUAUAUAUAACGACGACGAUGAUGAUGACGAUAGUAAUAAUAAUAGCGUAUCUCUUAGCCGUCGCCGCAGUCUCUCUCGGCAGUAUAGUCGGGUAUCCGCAGUCGCGUCAGGCGCCCCUUACACGCGCGCGUAUACAUCACUUUUUCGUGUCACGACAAUAAUAUAAUGUUUUUUAACAUUAUAAUAAUACUCGCCGGGGCGGCAGUGCACACGUUUUCUGCGCGGACUCGAUACAUAUUUUACGUACGUCGCGCGUAGUUUUCCGUAGAAAUCAAAUCCGAACGGAUUGAUCGCCGUCGGUGUUCGUAUAUAUAAUACGGUUCGCCAUAUAUACCGUACAAUAUAAUAUUAUUGGGGUGGUCGGUCCGCGAGUGAAAAAUAAAACGUUUUUACCUUCCGACGUAAUAAUAACAAUGUAGAUAAUCGUAUAUAUACGUUUUAACUUAAUAGAAUAUUCGCGUGAUAAUAUACAGACGGUAGGUCGACGUUCUUCCGCGAUACCGCCGUCGUGCACACACGCUAUACGCCGAAAUCGUAAUAAUUAUUAUUCGCGACCGGACCGUGUAUAUGAUUUAUGGUACACGAUAAUAUCGCCAUUAUUAAAGUGUUUUUUGUCACGACCGUCGGUGAAAUACAUAAUAUAUAAUUUUCACAUAGCAUAUACAUAUAGUUACACGCGCGUUACAUUAUAAUAUAAACUCAUCCGGCCCAACGCUAUCGCGCCGAACAAGGUCGUUAUUAUUGAAGAUCAAGGUCCGCGACGUUAAAAUUGUAUUAUUUUAUAAUAUGUUUUAACUCUUUUAUUAUUUCUUUGUUUUUUUUUUCCUUCUGAUUCUCGUUAUUUAUUUUAUCCACUUGUCGCCAUAAAAUAUUCACAACCAAAGGGGUUGUCCGUGAACUUCACUAGUAUUUUGCAUUUCCCCGUUUGUUUUUUUUUUUUCUGUUUUAUUACAGCAAAAAAAUCCCGACGUGUUGUCCAGCCGCCGUUUGCCAUGACAUCGACGCUGUACAAUAAGAUUGGGCUUAUACCCAAACAAAAACCGAUUAGAGUAAUGAUAAUGGGACAGCCCGGCGUGGGGAAAACUGCGCUAUUAGUGAGGUUCGUGACGAAAAAAUUCAUCGGUGACUACGACCCCAAUCUAGAAAAAAUGUACACGUACCAAGUGUGCAUGGAAUCGGAAACGGUCAACUUUGAAAUAUUAGACACCGCUGGAUACGUACAAGACAAAUCGUGCAACUUGGAAAUGAACAUGCGUUGGGCCGACGUGUUCAUAUUGGUAUACUCCAUUACGGACAAAUGUUCGUUCGACGAUUGCAGUAGGCUCAAGUUUUUGAUUAACUACAACAAAAAGAAACGUCGCCUCUCCACUAAAGAUCAUCCAUUUGACGUGCCAGUGAUACUAGUCGGUAACAAAGUGGACCAACAGUAUGAUAGAAUGGUAACGUAUGCUGAAGGUCGGAAACGUUGCCAGGAACUUGGGUGCGUAGCUUUUCAUGAAAUUUCAGUGCGAGAAGAUGUCGAUCAGGCAUAUGCGGUAUUUAAAGAAGCGUUCACAUGCUGGAAAUCAAUGUCUAAAAAUCCAAAACUUAAACGUUCUUCUUCUGAUCACGGUGCAGAAGCACUCUUCAAUUCGGCUUCUAGAUUUAUAAGUUGGCCGCUAGUGUUCGGCGAUAGCGCGUGCAGUUCGUCAAAUCGGACAGAAGACACUCCGGAGUUCCGGGCCAGGGCUUCGACGGAGGGACACAUCCGGUCAAGCGCGACGGGUUACCGGUACCGGCCCACGCUGUCGGCAAGAGGAAGUAUUUGCUGCUACUUGAAGAAAUGAGAGUCAACGCCGUCGCGCGUAUAAACAACACGCACGUAAUACUACAACGUAUUUUAUAUUAAGCUAUAGGUAUUAUACAUAUAUAUAUAUAAUAUAUGUCGCGAAUUCGCGAGUGGCAUCGAUAAUAUUGCCCUGAUGUACAAUAAAAUAUAUAUGAUAUGACACCUGCAA